AAUUAAUUUUCAUGCCACAACUUAAAUCAGCCAUGUUUCUCUCUCUCAUGUAAGCCUACGAUGGAUUGUAAGAAACUUGAUGAUGACAAUUGGAGUUUCGUCAACACUCAAAUAUUCAUUCAAAUAAUGCUCGAGAAGGCUAGGAAGGAGCAAGGGUCCAACUCUAGAAAGAAAAGAGUAUUCAAUGACUUGCAAUGGUGUGCAAUUUACAAUGAGUUGCUUGUGAGGACGGGGAGAACAGGGUAUACUCCUACGAAGGUCCACCAAAAGUUUGUUCGCCUUAAACAAGAGUAUAGGAUUUUGGAUGAUUUAGUGAAAAAUACUAGUUGUGGUUGGGACAUUGCAUCCCAAACGGUCACAGCAUCCGAAAUCGUGUGGCAAACGUACGUCCAGGGACAUCCUGGUGCGGCUAAAUACCGUCAAAAAGGCCUUAACCACUAUGACCAGCUGCAGGAGCUACUUGAGAGCUCAUUGGCCAAUGGUGCAUUAGGCCAAUCAUCAUCCCUAAAAACCCCAACAUAUGAGGAGGAAAUAGCCAUGUAUGAAAUAGGAAAGCCUAUCAAGAGGGAGGACAGUGUAUCAAUGGGCAAGAGCAAGUCGGAUGGAAGUGGCGGGACCAACUCUAAGUCAAUGAGGUUUGAGAAAAAAGAAGCAGCUUAUGAAAAGACUACUUUUGCCAAUCAAAUGAGGGGAGAGUACUAUGGACUAUUGGUCGAUAGCCGUCGGGCCCAAGAAGCAUGCUCCAUUCCCAAUUGCCUUGCAUUGUUGGAGAAGAUAAAACCCAUCAUAGGUACCCAACAGUACCUUAAGGCUUAUAACAAACUUCUUAGCGAGGAAAGUCAAUGCAAAGGGUUUGUUAGUAUAAAGCCGGAGACGAGGGUGGAUUGGGCCAACAAUCUUUGAGGAGCGGGUACUAGUAAUUUGUGUUUGUGUUUAGUAUUUGUGUUUCAAGUAUUGUCUUGUUUCCAGACUAAAUUAAGUACUUCUGUAUGUUUCCGGGUUUGACUAUUAUGGACUAAAUCUAUUAUGGUAAUCUGUGAUUGGAGCCAAUCUAUUGUGUAUUCUUGGCUAUCUGUAGUGUAUUUUUGGCUAUUGCAUAAUGCUAGUGAAAUUGCUUGUUUUUUUUAUGUUGUCUUGCAUGUAGCAAAAUGUACUCAAGUCCACCUUGCUUUUUAU
Molecule: messenger RNA, 1176 nt
Organism: Rhododendron vialii
Lineage: Eukaryota; Viridiplantae; Streptophyta; Magnoliopsida; Ericales; Ericaceae
Product: L10-interacting MYB domain-containing protein-like
Exons: 2
Coding region: 61-903 (280 amino acids)
Source: RefSeq, a predicted model, not a curated record